AUGUAUGCACCCGAACAGGGUGGAUUUUACAGGCUUUACCAUGAUAUCAAGCUAGUGUGUACUAUGCUUAUUCAUUAUUACUCUCAGGGAACUAGAAAUUAUCAAAUGGUCGACAAGUUCUAUAAGUUUGCCAUAGAGUUGAUACUGAGAGAAUGUUACAAACUCGGUAUUUCACUCAACAACGGCAAAACAGAUACCAGCUUGGUGACUGAUACGGAAACAGAGCUUGACAGCGUGAUUGCACAUGACUUCAUCAAGAUUUCCACUAAUUACAAGGUUCCAGUGGCAGAGACAUACUAUAUCAAAACGAGGGAGCUGGAACUUUUCUCCUCGAUGAUUGCAAAAUCUAAUCUGGACAAUAGGCCACAAGAGCUGCCCAAUAGCAACUUCGAGAUAAACAAAGUCAUACCUCAGACAAAUAUCUGUGAAGAGGCUCCCAAAUUAGGUUUUGUCGCCGCCAAUACCAGUAACAUACCCGAUCCGACAUUACCUCCGACAGAGAUGAUGACCAGAUUUUUGCAUCCUAAUUGGUAUGCUCUACCGACAACGAUGUGGUUGAAAUAUGGCGAUUACAAGCCGUGGGCCCCAUCUUUCAACGAAAAUGGCACAGUCAUCGAUUCAACCACGCGCGGUAUCAUAUGGUUGCAGAGAGUCGGUUACUUACAGAUAUACCAGGACGCAGAGAACAAUGCUGCAGAGGAUAAGAAAGAAGGGUCAAGGGAACCUAUGGAUAAAACAAAAUUAGAGGAUAAUCUGCAUGAAGGGAAAGAGGAGGGUGCGUUGCUGAAUGGUGAGUCUAGUACAGUUGACAAUAAGGAGGAGAUGAAAGAUGAAGACCAAAAGGCGGCCUUUGACGAUGCUGAGAAACCACUCGCUCAGCAACAUUCUAUCAAACUGGAAAAUCUUUUUGAUUGGAAGCCUUCCAACUAUAUUGAUGACGAUGAAAUUGACGGUUUCAAAGACGGCACACAGGCCCAACUUGUCACAUCAAUCCUUCUGCAAAUUCGGAACCUGAGAAAAGACAGAGUAAUGAAUAAAAUUAUCAAGCCAUCCGCUGAAGAGGUAAAGCUUUACAACAAGGCUCGCAGGCUCUUGAAAGAGGUUGUGUUAGCAAAACAAGUUAAAGAGUUACCAAUGAAGCAUUGCAGAUCCUUCCCCGUGCUUCAAGCUAAUUACAAUGGUAGUAUACCCGUGGUGAGACUGCAGCCUACGAGGAAGAGAAAAUCGAAAAAAUAA
Messenger RNA from Torulaspora globosa, 1236 nucleotides. It is a transcript of the gene RSC58, whose product is annotated as Rsc58p. NCBI's taxonomy places the organism in Eukaryota, Fungi, Ascomycota, Saccharomycetes, Saccharomycetales, Saccharomycetaceae. The transcript has a single exon. Gene Ontology annotation, cellular component: nucleus; RSC-type complex. The record is from RefSeq and is a predicted model, not a curated record. Gene Ontology annotation, biological process: regulation of transcription by RNA polymerase II. The coding region runs from base 1 to 1236 and encodes 411 amino acids.